GAGGAGGGACUUCCGAGCGCGCCCAACGCGCCUUCUGAGCCCACGGUCACGGACUUCGCUGGGAUCCUCCUGGCGGAGCUGUCGAGCUUCUCAGCUCGAGCCAUCAAGGAUGCGACGCAGAUGGUCAAUCAGAUUGAAGUGUCGAUCGCGCCCUACACCAGCCUGCUGCGGCCCUGGAAAGAGUUUGUCACCAUCGAGCUACCAGAUCUGGACUCCGAUGCCGACUUUCUACAGCGCAUCGUGAGAAACAUCGCCUACUUCCAGGCGAACUACCUGAUGAUAGGAUCUGUGAUGUUUGCCAUCGCAGUCUACCGCCACACAUCCUGGAUGCUGGCGGUGGUGCUAUUAGUAUGCUUCUGGGCUUCUUACAUUGCGCGCGGGGGCUUCGAUCCACAAUGGAAACCUGUUGUCUUUGGCACUGAAAUCACCGCAUCGCAUCGGCUUGCGCUGUUGUACGCUGGUUCCUUAACGCUGAUUUUUGUCGUCUUCGGCCAAGCCUUGUUGGUGCUUCUGGGCAUUCUUGGCACGCUUACAGCAAGCCAUGCUCUGUGUCAUUCCGGGCCGCCCAAGCCAGCUGGCACGCCCCUCGCGCCGGCGCCCGCAGAAGAAGUGAAGCCCAAAGUCAGAGCCAUCGUUUGA
Symbiodinium necroappetens is the source of this 639-nucleotide messenger RNA. Lineage: Eukaryota; Dinophyceae; Suessiales; Symbiodiniaceae. The record is from the annotation of a GenBank genome assembly.